AUGCUUUAAAUACCAAAGAAAUCGAUCACUUAUGAAAAGAUAUUAGCUGAUUUUUAUUAACAAUUUAUUUCUUAGGAGAUAGCUAGUUAGAGACCUUAGAUUGAAUUUUUGCAUUUCUUAUGCAGUUCAUUUAUGAUGGAAAAGCUAUAUAAAAUUUAUUAGGAAAGUUUAUUAAAAAAGGAAGAUGAAUAAUUGUAGGCACGUAAAGAAUUAAAUGAAUUCAUUUAAUAUAUGGUAAACUAGAAUGCAGCAUAUUUAAAUGAAAGUAUUCGUGAUGAAUUAUUAACAUUAUCUAAAAAUCGACAUGAUGAUUAAUAUUUAUCUGGAUAUAGUCAAUUUUAUAAAUAUUGUCCAAUAACUACAACAUCAAUAAUGUUUGAGAAAAUAAAUUAUAUUUCAGAAUAUUUAAAACAUUAAAAUCAAAUAUUCUAAGAUUUCAAAAAUAAACUUAAGUUUAAUCAAUAUUCAAAUAGUGAUUAUUUUAGUACAAAUAGAUAUGCAACUUUAAGUGGAUUAUUCUAAUUUAAUAAAGAAAUGGAAUCUAUUUAAAUAAAUGCAAAAGAUGAUAAAUGGAGAGAUUUAAAAUUAAUUGAAGAAAAUAUGAAAACAAAAGAAAAAUAUUUUAAUACUUUUAUAGAAGAUGAUUGGUUAAGAAUCAUAGUUUAAAUAGAGAAAUGUUAAAAAUCUCAUCUUGAUCCUUUGAGUUAAUAAGAUUUCUCAGAAAUUCAAUAAUUAAUUGAAUAAAAAUAAUUACCUUAUCAAAUUGCAAAUCAAAUGAAAUAAGAAGUGAUAAAAAAGUUAUAAUAGAGAAGAUAAUAAUAAUAAUAAUAAUAAGAUAAUAGUAAUGAAAAAUAAGUUAAAUAUUCUCAAUUAAUCAAAUAUAAAUUAUCACAUGAUACUAAAUUAAUUGAAUGUUUAUUAAAUUAAUAAAAGAAUUUACUUGGUAUUAAAUUAUAAGAUUUACCUAAUGUGAUUUCUUAUAUUUAAAUAAGUAAAUUUUGUAAAAUAAUAUGUUGUGGUUGUUAUGAUGGUAACAUAUUAAUUUAUGAUAUGAAUGAAUUAAAAUAAAAUAGAUAAAAUAGAUUACUUUGUAAUCCUAGUUUUGAAAUGCAUAUCCAUGAAGGACCUGUAACAGCUAUUAGCAUUCUCUAUGAUGAGAAUUAUAUAAUUUCAGUUUCAGUUGAUUUAACUAUAAAAUUUUCAUGCUUAAAAUCUAGAUAACCUUUAGUUGUUUAUAAAGGACAUUUAUAAACAAUAUGGCAUUUAGCAUUUGCUCCUAUGGGUUAUUGGUUUGCAAGUGCAUCUUCAGAUGGAACAGCUCUAUUAUGGGCUACUGAUUAAAAUUAAUGUAUUAGAAUAUUUGGACCUGUAAUGAAUUAAGUCAAAUUAGUAGAAUUUGUUCCAUCUGUUGAAUAUGUAGUUACUGCAGAAGAAAACAGAAUCUUUAGAAUUUGGUCUAUUGAUAAAGCUGAAUGUAUGUAUAUAUCCUUUUUGGAUGGAAAUAUCACCUGUAUGAAUGUUUCAUUUACUGGUUAAUUUUUAUGUAUUGGGUGUGAUUCUGGAUCAGUUGUUUUAUUCUAUUUGCCUAUUACUAGACUUUUAAAAGAAAAGAUCUAUUUAUAAAGAAGUGAUUUUCAUAGUGCAAAUGGGAGAGAUUAUAUAAGAUCAGUAUCUAUUAGUCUUGAUGAAACAACUUUAAUGUGUUGUAAUUCAAAUAGAAUAGGAUUUUUCAAUAUAUCUGAUUUGAUGAAGAAGACAAGUGAAGAUGUCUUUAAAGGUUUGGAAUAAAGUAUUAAAUCAAUUGAAUAUGAAAAAAAUAAUUGGAGUAGAAAUGCCAUUCCGAUAGAAUUAUUAGAAUUAUAAGAUUACAUUCAUUUGGCCUAAUAUGUGUGCAAUGGGUUUGCUUUAUAUGUUUGUAAAUGA
Molecule: messenger RNA, 1923 nt
Organism: Paramecium pentaurelia
Lineage: Eukaryota; Ciliophora; Oligohymenophorea; Peniculida; Parameciidae
Source: the annotation of a GenBank genome assembly